Candidula unifasciata is the source of this 774-nucleotide messenger RNA. The record is from the annotation of a GenBank genome assembly. NCBI's taxonomy places the organism in Eukaryota, Metazoa, Mollusca, Gastropoda, Stylommatophora, Geomitridae.
UUUGACAUCGAGCUCCAGAGGCGAUGGAACAAAGCUAUGGAGUCGGGGGUGUUCCGCUACGGUAUUGAUCACAUUGUCACCAAAAUCAUACCUGGCUCCAAGCAAUAUGUUGGCCAGUUGAACACAUUACGAGCUACAGAGAGAAGAGUGCCCCAGGAAAUCUCAAGCGUCAACCAGCCUUUCAACAAACAGGCCUUUUGCUUCACCAUGGUCAAACCACAGGAGGUGAUCUUCACCCUUCAGAAUGUGACCCCACACAGGUCAGCAGAGAGGUCAGGACCCCACACAGGUCAGCAGAGGUCGGGACCCCACACAGGUCAGCAGAGAUCGGGACCUCACACAGACGAAGCCACACGGGACGAGAGGCACAUGGUGAUUGUCAAUGUCAGCCCCAUGGAGUACGGUCACUGUCUGCUGGUGCCUCAAAUCGACUCCCACAGACCUCAGGUUCUGACACAGACCGGCAUACAGGUUGCUAUAGAGACGAUGCUACUUAGCGGACACAGGGGUUUGAGGAUGGGCUUCAACAGUCUGUGUGCCUUUGCUUCCGUCAACCACCUUCAUUUUCACCUGUACUACCUGGAGCAGGAGCUUAUCGUUGACUACCACCCCGUGCGACAUCUUGGCGGCAGAUACUUUGAAUUCACGGGUCUGCCUUGUCCAGGAUUUGCUCUACAGUUGUACGGCACCACUGUCUCUGAAAUGGCCAGCUAUAGGUCAUCAAAGACAUCAUGGCCAGCUAUAGACCAUCAAAGACAUCAUGGCCAGCUAUAG